Messenger RNA from Myotis davidii, 1832 nucleotides. RefSeq names its product SR-related CTD-associated factor 1 (gene SCAF1). Gene Ontology annotation, molecular function: RNA polymerase II C-terminal domain binding. The transcript is spliced from 12 exons. The record is from RefSeq and is a predicted model, not a curated record. NCBI's taxonomy places the organism in Eukaryota, Metazoa, Chordata, Mammalia, Chiroptera, Vespertilionidae. Bases 7 to 1731 code for a protein of 574 amino acids.
GUGACCAUGGAGGAAGAAGAUGAGUCUCGAGGGAAGACGGAGGAGUCGGGCGAGGAUAGGGGCGAUGGCCCGCCGGACAGAGACCCCACGCUUUCUCCUACUGCCUUUAUUCUGCGGGCCAUUCAGCAGGCGGUGGGAACUUCCCUGCAGGGGGACCUGGCGAAUGAUAAAGAUGGCUCUAGGUGUCAUGGCCUUCGAUGGAGGCGCUGCCGGAGCCCGCGGUCAGAGUCCCGUUCCCAGGAGUCAGGGGGAACUGACACGGCUGCUGUGUUGGACAUGGCCGCAGACAGCUUCCUGGCGGGGUUGGUGAGCGUCCUGGAUCCCCCAGACACCUGGGUUCCCAGCCACCUGGACCUGCAGCCUGGCGAAAGCGAGGACAUGCUGGAGCUGGUGGCUGAGGUCCGCAUCGGGGACAGGGAUCCGAUCCCACUGCCAGUGCCCAGCCUGCUGCCUCGUCUCAGGGCAUGGAGGACGGGCAAAACGGUUUCUCCUCAGUCUCAUUCUUCUCAACCCACCCGUGCCCGCCACCUCCUCACCUUGGGCACUGGAGACGGGGGCCCUGCCCCACCCCCUGCCCCCUCCUCUGCGUCCUCCUCCCCUUCUCCUUCCCCCUCAUCAUCUUCCCCCUAUGACCCCUUCCACCCCACCGAUGAGGCCUACUCCCCGCCGCCUGCACCGGAGCAGAAGUACGACCCCUUUGAGCCGACUGGCUCCAACCCCAGCUCCUCCACUGGGACCCCCUCACCUGAGGAAGAGGAGGAGGAGGAGGAGGAAGAAGAGGAGGAGGAAGAGGAGGAGGAAGGCCUGUCCCAGAGCAUCAGCCGCAUCUCUGAGACCCUGGCGGGCAUCUAUGAUGACAACAGCCUGAGCCAGGACUUCCCAGGUGAUGAGAGCCCCCGACCGGACCCCCAUGCCACCACCACGGCCACCAGCACGGCCGCCCCCGCCCCAAGCACGGCCCCUAGCGCAGGAUCCACAGCCGGUGACUCUGGGGCAGAGGACGGGCCGGCCCCCCGUGUCUCCCAGCUGCCCACGCUGCCCCCACCCCUGCCCUGGAACCUGCCCGCUGGUGUGGACUGCACUACCAGCGGCGUCCUGGCCUUGACUGCACUUCUCUUCAAGAUGGAAGAAGCCAACCUGGCGAGCAGAGCAAAGGCCCAGGAGCUGAUCCAGGCCACCAACCAGAUCCUCAGCCACCGGAAGCCACCCUCCAGUCUAGGCGUGACACCAGCUCCUGUGCCCACCUCUCUGGGCCUGCCCCCUGGCCCCUCCAGCUACCUGCUCCCCGGCAGCCUUCCCCUAGGGGGCUGCGGCUCUACCCCUCCCACCCCCACUGGGCUGGCUGCUGCAUCUGACAAGAGAGAGGGCAGUAGCAGCUCCGAGGGACGAGGGGACACAGAUAAGUACCUGAAGAAGCUGCACACACAGGAGCGGGCGGUGGAGGAGGUGAAGCUGGCCAUCAAGCCGUACUAUCAGAAGAAGGACAUCACCAAGGAGGAGUACAAGGACAUCCUGAGGAAGGCCGUCCACAAGAUCUGCCACAGCAAAAGUGGGGAGAUCAACCCCGUGAAGGUGAGCAACUUGGUGCGCGCCUACGUCCAACGCUACCGCUACUUCCGCAAGCACGGCCGCAAGCCAGGGGACCCCCCAGGACCCCCACGGCCACCCAAGGAGCCAGGGCCCCCUGACAAGGGCGGCCCUGGCCUGGGCCUGCCCCUGCCCCCUCUCUGAGACCCCCAACAACCCACUUCCUUCCUCCGCCUCUUCAGAAUUCGGGACGUAUUUAUGGCUCCACCUCUCCACUUCCCUCCCCCGUCAGUGGGAUGAUGGGA